UUAUCAGUUGAAAAUCAAAAUGGCAGAAACAUUUUUAUGAUAAAUGUAAUCAUUGACAAUAAGUCAACAAUACAAUGUAUUAUUACAACGAGUAAUAUGAAGAAUAAUGUGUAACAGAGAGAACAACUCAAAUAAUAACAAUAAUAAUAAAUGAAAGAUAAUUAUUAAAAUUGAAUAAGAUGUAAAAAUGGCGCGGCCAAUGGGAAUUGAAGAUUGUGUUGAUUCUUGAUUAGUGUUAUAUUAGAGUAGUCACCAGUCACCAGUCAGAGCACCAGAGCCAGAGCCAGAGCCAGAGUGCCCGAGUAGUCCCAGCAACACAACCAACAACCAGUAGUGUGUAGUUGUAAGUUGUAUGCAUUGUAUUGUAUUGUAAGUUAAAUAUAUGUGUGUGCAAGUGUAUUAAAUCUAGUGGGCAAAAAACUGGCUGUAUACACAAGACACCAAAAAACGCUACAACUCGUCGGUCUCUGACCAGUGAGAACUUCCACUCGGGUGCUCUCUCAAACUAGCUGGCUCUCCUCAAUCUCGAGUUGACAAAAAUUAAGUAGUUGGAGUAAAUUUCGGACUGAGAGCUGCUCGAAUUGAAUUCGGAGCCAGAGUUGCUUACCAUCCAGUUGCUGAGUCCGAGAGUGAGAGAUACGGGUGGUGUAUUGGUUGGUUGGUUGGUUGGUACGGGUACGGACUAGGGUCGGUCGACCAAGAAUAGCCGUCAGCCAACUAAGACGGCCUGCAACUACAACUACAACGAAAAAUAAGAGAGUGAGCCAGCCAGACAGACCAAGGCAGCACGUACUACUGCUGUAGCAUCUUAUCUCUCGCUAAAUAAAAGUACUUAACUCUCUACCUCUUAAUAAUAUUUUAGUUUUAGUUCGAUACCUUCUGCACGGACAGAUCUUGUUACUGGUGUUGUUAAUUGUCAUCCAGGAAAGGAUAACACUCGAGACCCCACCCCUCCCACCAGCAUCAUCAUCAUCAACGUCAUUACCGCAAGUAUCGUCAUAAGCGUAAACGUUAUUUUAUUUAUUUAAUGGAAUCACUAAGUAUCACUAAAAAAAGCGAUAAAUCAAUGGCCGAGGAUUGCACCGAGUUACUGUGGAUCACCCUGAGGUUCAGUGUUGUCUAGUAUAGUGCUAAUGGUUCAUCAGUGCUAAUUCAACAAGCAAGUGUAUCGUCAGUGUUUCUGUUGGAAUAUCAUCUAGGUAGAUAAUAUUGGAUUAUAAUUUAAUGUAAUAAUAAUUGUAGGGAUGGAAAUUGGACAAGUUUUAUCGGAAUUUUUGAUUGCCCAAUGAUUGAUUGAUGGAUAAAAAUAAAGUUAACUCCAGGUAGAGAGACCCGGAGAGUCUGAGUGUGGGAUUAUUAGUCUUCGGCCGGUGGUGAUUUAGAUUGGUGUCUAGACGUUCUCAUUGAGAGCAAUACGAGUUAAAAGGUUUUGUAAAUUAGAGAAAUUAAAGUUAAUUUAAAGUUACUUUAAUUGAAAUUUAAAUAGCAGUAAUAUGUCUCUGGAGACGAGAUCUAACUCGGCUCUGUUCAAGAGGGCCGAGCAGCUUAAACGGUGGGAACAAUCAGAGACUAAUAGAGAACCGGCCCAGCCAAGACAAAUCGCGCGAAAGAUCAAGUUCUCGGCCGAUUGCGUGUUCCUAGCAGCAUGUGCUGCUGGCGACAAGGAAGAGGUCGUUAGAUUGUUGCAAAAGGGGGCGGAUAUCAACACUGGCAAUGUCGAUGGCCUUACUGCGCUCCAUCAGGCAUGCAUCGAUGAUGACUUGGACAUGGUGGAAUUUUUGGUUGAACAAGGCGCAGACAUUAAUCGCGGUGACAAUGAAGGCUGGACUCCGCUGCACGCAACGGCAUCGUGCGGAUUCAUAUCAAUCGCCAAAUAUUUAAUUGAACAAGGAUGUAAUUUAGCAGCUGUAAAUAAUGACGGUGAACUUGCCCUUGACAUCGCGGAGAGCGAUGAAAUGGAAGAUUUACUUCAGCAACAUAUCAAUAAAGCAGGUAUAGAUUGUGAUCUAGCGCGCACUGAAGAAGAAAGGUCGAUGCUGAGUGACGCUAAAGCCUGGAAAGCUGGAUCUCCUGGAAAAGACGCCGUUCAUCCUCGGACUGGUGCUACGGCACUUCAUGUAGCUGCUGCCAAAGGCUACAUCAAAGUCAUGAAUAUUUUAUUGCAAGCUAGGUGUGAUGUUAACGCUCAAGAUUACGAUGGGUGGACGCCGUUACACGGUGCAGCCCACUGGGGUCAACUAGAGGCGUGUAAACUUCUUGUUGAAAAUUAUUGUGAUAUGGAUAUUAAAAAUUUUUCUGGUCAAACGGCGUUUGAUGUAGCCGACACCGAUAUUCUCAAGGCCUUGGAGGAAUUAAAGAAAAAGCAACAGAUAAUAUUAAAAGAUCAUCCGUUAUUAAAUAAUCAAAAACAACUCCCGAUACCAAAGAAACGAAUAUCACCUACAAUUGAGAACACAGUCGUCAAUGAGGGAAUGGAGACCUUUGAAGAAGAAACUCCAAAUAAAGUAAUUAAAGUUGAAUUGGAAAUACAUUCGGAUAAAGACGACACAAGUGCUGACACGAAUAGUGACGUCGAAAGUGGAGAAGAAACAGAUAUUGAAGAUAGCGAUGGUGAUAAUGAUUCUGAGAGUAGCUCAGAUUCACAAACAUCAUCAUCGUCGAGUAAUUAUUCUAAUAAGUCAGAUCAAUUUUUAGGUGUUACUGACGAUGAAAAGAAAAAUAGAGCUAAUAAAGACGACAGUGGAACACUUAGUCCAGUCAACGUUCCAGAAAUAAAUAAAGUUCCUAAUCAGGCGCCAAUUUUACCACCAAAACAACAGACUGAGAAUACUGAUGAAGAUACAAUACCGUCGUGGAGACGAUCAGGUUCAUUUAGAAGUCGAAUACAGGAAAAUGAACCGACUAAUUCAGUAGCUUCAACUAAAGAAAUAGAAGAUAAAGAGAAAAAAACACCGCUUAUCUCAAAUAAACUAAACCAGAAUACAGAUUCAGAAGUUGUUUUACGAAGAACUCAUAGUUUUGAGACAGACGAAAAGUUCUAUGAGCAGUAUCUGGCAUUGCGAGCUCGCAUCAAGGCAUCUUCCUGCCCUACACUCCAUCGCUGCAAUCCAGUUACUCCUACCCUCACCAACACUUCGACCGCGCGUUCUGCGUCUUUACGCGAAACUCACAGACGCAAAGAAGUAAAACUUAAUUUGGAAUUGUCACGAGUACCACAAGAGGGUAAUGCAUCAUCUCCAACAUCUUUGACAAAUAAGUUUCUGUCCUCACCAGUAUUGCCGAUAUCCUCAACUACUGGUUCAACUCCAACAAGUUCUACCUCCACAACUACUACCACAACGACAAGUCCUGUACCAGGAAAUCAAAUUCGUAGUGUACAAGUGGUGGAGACGAGCUCUGCAAUUGUAACUCCCUCUUACAAUUCAACAACAACAACAUCAGCACCGACGACUCCUGCUGGUGGGAAACUCAGCCCAGGAAAUAUCUUCAAAAAUUUCUUCAAAUCAUUUGUACCACCUGUACGUGAUGAAGAGAGUGAAACACAGCGUAAAGCUCACGCCAAGCGUGUACGAGAGACACGACGUUCUACUCAGGGAGUUACUUUGGAUGAAAUUAAAAGUGCUGAGCAGUUGGUUAAGAAAAAACAACAGCAAUCUAAUGAUACCUCAUCAUCCACACCGCAGCCAGCAGCUUCUCUUGGCCAAACAGCUUCAAUCAUAGCCACGAUAACAACAGCAACGCCAACAACCGUGACAACAAAUAAAUUACCUGAAGAAACGAAUUUGCCUGAAAGACGGCCGUCUUGGAGGUUGAGGGUAGACAAUGGAAGCAAGUUCCAGCUGGAAGAUGCUAAUAAUAAGUCAUCGGACACAACAACAGCGUACAUACGAAGGCCUUCAGGUGGAACAGGUAUACCUCGACCAAGUUCAGCACCAGUAGACUCAAUAGCAACGAGUACUGCCGAUGCAACAGUUACUUUGCCACUUAGACGAUCAUUAAAAUCACCGGAAGACAAAGAUCAAGACAAGGAGAAUGACAGUAGAAAUGCCCAAGCUACCCAAGCUGUUAUUCAAAGGCGACGUAGACCCAAGAGAAGAUCUACUGGAGUUGUUCAUGUGGAUAUGGAUGAAAUAGAUCCUGAUAAACAAGAUACCUCAGCUGGUGGUGAUUACGAGGAGUCCAAAACCAAUCACACAGAAAGCGGCAAUGAACGAUCCGGACGUUCGAGUAGGAUUGGAUCCAUAACAUCUCUGUCGUCAGACAUAUCAGUGACUCCGAGCAGCAGAAUAAAGUCCUCAAACUCGGAGAAUGGCGAGCUUGAUUACAAAAAACUCUGGGAAGAGUCUCAAGCUGAAAAUGAAAGGCUGAAGGAAAAAUUACGGCGAUCUGAUGAGCAGCUUAAAGAGGCUAGAAGUUCGUUGGAAAAAGUACAGAGCACACAGAGUAAACUCACUCUUUCAGAAGCGGAAAAACGUGAGAGGAGAGCUAUGGAACGAAAGCUCUCGGAGAUGGAGGAGGAAUUAAAAAUGAUGGAGCAAUUGAAGUGCGAAAACCAGAGGCUAAAGGACGAGAACGGCGCAUUAAUACGUGUCAUUAGCAAACUUUCGAAAUGAUAUCGUCAAGUCAACAAAUAAAUAAAUAAAAAAAAACAUACAAAUUAAUUAAUUAAAUGAACAAACAAUUAAUUUAAUUAAUUAACAAAAGA
Cotesia glomerata is the source of this 4705-nucleotide messenger RNA. RefSeq names its product protein phosphatase 1 regulatory subunit 12A (gene Mbs). Gene Ontology annotation, biological process: signal transduction. Gene Ontology annotation, molecular function: protein kinase binding; phosphatase regulator activity; enzyme inhibitor activity. Lineage: Eukaryota; Metazoa; Arthropoda; Insecta; Hymenoptera; Braconidae. Bases 1494 to 4613 code for a protein of 1039 amino acids. Gene Ontology annotation, cellular component: cytoplasm. The transcript has 21 exons. The record is from RefSeq and is a predicted model, not a curated record.